Molecule: messenger RNA, 1557 nt
Organism: Cucumis melo (muskmelon)
Lineage: Eukaryota; Viridiplantae; Streptophyta; Magnoliopsida; Cucurbitales; Cucurbitaceae
Exons: 3
Coding region: 19-1140 (373 amino acids)
Source: RefSeq, a predicted model, not a curated record
AACUAAUUAACUCAAAAAAUGCCGCCACCCUCUACCGUCGUCGUUAGAAAAAUGGCUCUCUUACGCACAAAAUCCCGUUUAACAAUCCCAGCUCCCCCACCCUCCCCAAUCCCAACCGCCACCGGAUCCCGUUCCGCCGGCAACGAAACCUUCAAAACCUUCCUCGAGAACUCCACUCACCUCCCCCAGCUCUCUUUGCCGGAAUCCCGCUUCGCCUCCGGCUUCAAUACUACUCCCGCCGUCGUCGAUUUCCGAUCGCUAGUUUCUUCCGGCUGCGGUGAAGCCGUGGCGCGGAUGCUUCGGUCCGUCAAUGAAUUUGGGGCGUUUCGGAUCGUUAAUCAUGGGAUAUCCGGGGAGGAGGUUCUGUCGGUGGUGAAUGAAGCUAAAUCUGUAUUGGAAGAUAGUAAUAAGGGAGUUGAUGAUCGGAGAUGGGACGGGGACGACGGAAAUCGCGAGGCGAUUUUGCAGGUGCGGCGGCCGAAUGACAGCGAGGUGUCGGGAAAUACAGUUGUGGAGGCCGAAACGAACCGGGAAAUCAGCGAAAAGAUGGAGAAAAUAAGAAGGAAACUAGAAGGCAUCGGAGAGAAAUUAAGUGAGAUAUUAUGUGGAUUCGUGGGAGAGAAUGUGGAGAAAUUAGGAGAGAAAAAAGAGACAAUUUUUAGCAUCUACAGAUAUCAUCAUCAUCCAAAUGAUCUGUUUGAAAGGAAAAAGGAUCAUAAUACUAAAUUUUCAAAAAAUGAGAGAGAAAGUGAUGAGAAAGUGAUGAUGAAGCUUGAAAUUCCAGGAGAACAUUGCCAAUUUUAUGUGAAUUAUUCUUGUCAGCAACAAAAACAAUACUCACUUUGCUUUGAUGCUGCUGCUGAUACCAUUGUUGUCACCAUUGGUAAACAAUUCCAGGAAAUGAGCAUUGGAAAAUUGAAGAGUGCAAGAAGUGAGAUGAUAUUUGUACCAGAUUUGCUUGGAACACAAACCUCUUUCUCCAUUGACCUCAAAUUUUCAAACCCUAAUUUAUUAUUGAGUAAUAAUAAUAAUAAUUCCCAUUCAAAAAUCAUUUCCAUUUCUGAUCAAAUCUUCGUUGCCUUUCUUCUUCUUUCCCUUUACUUUCUUUACACUUACAUUUCUUCAUUCUUCAAACCCUAAAUAUACAAAUAUUCAAAAACCCUUCCCUCUUUUUUUUUUUUCUCGAUCUCUUCCCCAUCUUUGUGAUUUAUAUAUAUAUAUAAACCUAAUUCUAUGCAAAGUUUUUGGAUAUAUAUAUUGAUUGAUUGGCGUUGUUGGUUUUGUAUAGAAUUUUGUGGUGUGGUAUUUGGGUUUGAAAGAGAUUGAAGGGUUUUUAUUUGAAAUAUAUAUUCUACACAUUAUUUGUGUUUGUUGAAUAUAUAUACACAUUGUAAUACAAGUGUGUGUGAAAUGUUUGGGAAUGGAAAUCUCGAUUUUAGUGUGUGAGAGAAGAAAGUUUCGAGUGUAUUAAUGUCGAAGUUUCUUUGUAAAUUUGACUUUUUUUUUAUUUUUUAUUAAUGUUAUUAUAUAUAAAGCUAAGUUGUUGUGUAUUGAUAA